AUGUCAACUGAAGAAAAACGCGAAAAUGAUUCAUAUAUGUCAGAAGAUACAAAUUAUAAGACACUAAAAAGAAGAAUUGUUAGCAAAUGGAUACAUGUUUGGUUGCCAAUCUUAAUGGUGUGUUGGGCAGCAACAUCUAUGAGUCAAGCUGCAUGUACAACUGUGAUUCAGUUGGGCAUUGUUAGAUUUCUUCUAGGAAUGUUUGAGGCAGCAUUUCCUCCAUCUAUAAUAGGAUAUAUUAGUUUAUUUUAUUCCAAAAAAGAAUUAACUUUAAGGUAUUCUCUCUUUAUGGUUAUAACCACCAUUAGUGGUGCUCUUAGUGGGUUCGCUUCGUAUUUCAUAGUCCAAAUAUCUGGAUCUCCAUUAAGUGGUUUCCAAUGGUUAUUUAUAAUUGAAAACAUCCCAACUUUUUUUAUGGCCUUAGUUGCUGCCGUAUUUUUGACUCGUGGUCCCGGAAAUGCCCGUUUCUUUACACCUGAGGAACGUGAGUUCGCAGUUGAGCGACUAAAGUCAGAGGGUGGUCCAACUAAAAUAAUUGAUCGUAACCUUGCCAAAGCCCAAAUAAAACUUGCGUUUACCGAUAUCCAAACCUACAUUUACUUAAUAUUAGUUUUAAUUAGCGCAAUUCCAUCCUUUGCUCUUAAUUUCUACCUUCCAACUUUAGUUAACCAACUUGGUUUUAAUAAUGUACAAGCUCAAUUAAUGGUCAUACCACCACUUCUUGUUUCAACAGUAAUUACGACUAUUAAUGCUUGGUAUUCUGAUAAGUAUCAGACAAGAGCCCGGAACAUGUUAGCUGGGUAUUCUUUUUCUAUCAUUGGAUUAGUGGGAAUGAUAGCAACGCACGCCGAUGAUCCUAUUGGUGCACAUGUAACAAUGCGCAGCACGGCCCUCGGAAUAAUAUUCACUUCUGCUCAGAUUGGAGGUAUUAUCGGGAUUCUAAUUUUCCCAGCUACUGAUGCACCAUCAUUCCUUAUGGGAAACGCCGUAUGUUUAGCUUCAGUGCUCUUUGGAACUAUUUUAGUUAUUGGAUUAAAAUUUUAUCUGGAAUUAUUAAAUAAGAAACGUGAUUUGGCUAUAAUAGCCAAUCAUAACUAUAAGUUAAGUGAUAACGAUCUGAAGCAUAAUAAAAGGGUUAGAGACAUUGCUAUGAAGUUGGUAGAAAAUGAGCCAAAGUUUGAUGAAGUUUUGUGUGAUAAGCAUCUUAAUUGGAGAUAUACUACUUAA
Messenger RNA from Racocetra persica, 1227 nucleotides. NCBI's taxonomy places the organism in Eukaryota, Fungi, Glomeromycota, Glomeromycetes, Diversisporales, Gigasporaceae. The record is from the annotation of a GenBank genome assembly.